Rhipicephalus microplus (southern cattle tick) is the source of this 2975-nucleotide messenger RNA. RefSeq names its product beta-1,4-glucuronyltransferase 1. The record is from RefSeq and is a predicted model, not a curated record. Lineage: Eukaryota; Metazoa; Arthropoda; Arachnida; Ixodida; Ixodidae.
GAGGCGUGCAAUACGUGGCCGGCGCAGCAGCAGAAAGCAGACAUAUCGACACGUCGGCGCCGGAAAAAAGAUUUCCGUCACACAUCCGGCCUCCACACAAGCUAGUUGCCGCUGCUUCAGUUUCGCCCGUCGGUUGGGCUCGACAUUUCAACCGUGACAGGCUGUGCGCGGUGAUGUUGUAGUGCAGUGCUGCAAACGACGUGCUCAGGACAACUCUUCGCUUCCUCGUGCGUGCUACGUCUUGGUCAAGGCCGAGGUGCGAGAGGAAGAAGCCGUCGGAGGAAGAUAGAAGCGGAAAAAAAAAAGAUUUAAGAACAAAGUCGCGCGUGAGUACGCGUACGCGAUACCGUUUGGAAACCCAACGACCGGAACUGGCGGACCCAUCAGCAGCCGUCGUCUGAGGGGCGGGGAAACGACGCUCCCGGUUGAGGACAAGCGAUAGCUGCCGGCACCGGCAUUUCAUCCCUCCACCCACACUUAACCAGGAGCCCGCGCGCGACACUUCCGUCGGUCUUCACCGAAUCUCGGUAGUUGGGAAGCGAUUGUCAACGAGCAAGCUCCGCUGGCCCGUCUUCCCGCCUCCCUGUCCAGAAAAAAAAAAAAGGCAAGAGCGAAAGACGGAUGGUGUGUGUUUCAGCGAUGCGGGAGAGCAGCGGCUGAAGAAAGCGAGAAAGUGACAGGCAGGCCUUUCCCCUACAGCCGCCGCUUCUGCGGCCAGGCAGCAGGGGCUGCCGCGUCUGCCGUGGUUCUUGCCUCUGUUGUUGUGAGUCAGUCGUAAGGGCGAAAGGAACUCCACCGCCGCUACGCGGCCUCCGCCGCGCCCGCCGUAGUGCGCUCGCUUCGCUUCUCGGCUGUCACUCGGAGACGAGAUACGCGGUGAAGGCGCGUCGUAUCUCUCGAAUUUAGCCGAACCCCGCCACAACGAGAAGGAAGUCAGUCUGUCUGCCCAUUCGGCUGCCGCCGUUCACGGACAGGAUACUACUCGGUAAGACCACUCUACUCUACGUGGUCCUCCUGGUUAACCACCCAGCAUCUGAUAAUCGCCGUCAAAGAGCACUUGGCUCCUCCAUUCCCAAGGGCAAGAUGGAGGUGACGUCACUAUCGUCGUUUCACUUCGAAGACCGAAGGCACAACGAGAGUGCUGCGAUGGUUGCUGGACGAAGGCAUCAUUCUGGGUGGUGCACCGAUGAAACCGUGACAGUUCAAGUGAUGCUAUCUGGUUAUUAAGCACCGAUGUUCCCUUCGUCGAGAAUUCCAUUACGUGGCGCAGACGUCACCGCUUCGUCGUACGCAUCGCCUGGCUGAAAGGAUGACGUAAGCUGGUUCGGUGCCUGCUGCAGCUUCUGCCCUUCGAGAGGACUGCUGUAGGGAAAAACAAUGGCGAUGACGGGCUCCAACAGACCCGAGCUACGCCUCGCAUACCGCAUCUUCGUCACGGUCAACAUACUGCUCGCCGUUUACAACAUGAUAUGCUUCCAGAUGCCCCGCGCCGACGUGAAGCCCUGCGUGCUGGUCGUCGCCAAUCACUCCCAGCAGGAAGCCGCGGAUUUCGGCGCGAAGGUUUCACCACUUCCGAUGCCACCUCAACCACAGUCACAACCGAUCAAAACAGCGCCGGCGAACGUCGUCGACAAGCCUCAGUUUCAGAACAGGCAACCGCUCCAGUCAAAGGUGGCCACAACACGCGCGCCAAGCGAAGCGCGUCUGGGACGAAUCAUCAGCAGCGGCGCCUUUGGCGACGGGGUCAACUCCACGCCGAAAAAAGAAUCGACUUCAUCGGCCAAGUACGUCGUUCAGCGGGACUUCAUACCCUCGGACCUUUCGGUGCCGUUCAACGACAGCGUCACCCUCACGACGCAGGCAACUCACGAGUUCCUACAGCACGUCCCGGUCCUGUGCUCGCGAUGGCAGGGCCCCAUCUCCGUGGCAGUCUUCGCGCCGGGCACCGACUACGCAGUCGCGCUGGACAAGAUCGCCUUCCUGCGCCACUGUGAUGACCCAUGCGUGAGUGCGAACGUGACGUGGCACAUGGUGUACGACAGGGACCACGCGCCGCCGGCGGCAGUCGUGGUCAGCUCGUCGUCUUCCGCGGACUUCCUCCAGUCCUGGAACGGCUCGUGCGCCUCGGACGUGAUGGAGCGGGAGUACGCUCAGUUCCGCAAGGCGCACAGGAUGACCUACCCGAUCAACGUGCUCCGAAACGUCGCGCGGCGUCGGGCGCGCACGCGCUACAUCCUCGCGUCGGACAUUGAGCUGUACCCGAGCGCCAACGUGAUACCGCGCUUUAUGAACUUGGUCGCCGAGCGCUGGCAUCGCAACGCCACCGAGGCUAGCGCGUCGCAGGUGUUCGUGCUACCCAUAUUCGAGGUGCAGGCCAAGCAGCGGCCUCCGCUGACCAAGCGAGUCCUGGUCGAUAUGCUGCGAAAUAAGUCGGCCAUCUUCUUCCACAAGUGGGUCUGCGACCAGUGCCAGAAGUUCCCCAAGCGCGAGGAGUGGGUCGAGUACGUGCCGGCAGAGGACGACGCGCUGGGCAUCCUCACCACGACCAAGCGCGACCGCACCAAGCGCUCCUGGGAGCCCAUUUACAUCGGCACCAACGACGACCCUUUCUACGCCGAAGAGCUGACGUGGGAAGGCAAGAGGGACAAGAUGUCGCAGAGCUACGAGCUUUGCCUGCGCGGCUACGAUUUCCACAUCCUGGACAACGCGUUCCUGGUGCACGCACCCGGCAUCAAGACCAUCAUCGCCAGCGAGGAGCGUCGCAGGGUACCCUUCGUGAAAGUGAACAAUGCGCACCACGCGCGAAUCAUGAACAGCCUCAAGUCUCGAUAUCCGGCGCUAGCCAAGGACUGUUAGCGAACCCCCAGUGCGUGUGUGUUUGUGCGUGAUUGCGUGCCUGCGAGUGCAUGGAAAAACAUCGUGUAAUAUAUACAAAAUCUGUAUUAUAAAGAGUACCUCCGCCCGUGUUUUACUUA